UGCAAGAGAGGCUAGGAAGUAUGUGGUCUAGCUGUGUGUUCGGGGAGAAGAGGAGACCAUGGAUUUUGAUAUCCCCCUGCUCCCUGGCUCCCCACGCCGGCUGAGCCCGCGGGCAGUGGUCAGAGGGGACCAGGGCCCCAAACAUGAACAGCAGUACCUCAAGGUGCCGGGUCCCCGAGCCCAGGGUCUGCGGGGCACUUCCACCCGAGAGUCUGGCCAGCCGUCCGGUGGAGGGAGCUCCCACAGCUGCUCUGUCAUCAACAACUACCUGGACGCCAGUGAGCAGGUGUCCUCGGAGGCCCGUCUCAGCCGCAUGCACUUCCAUGACAACCAGAGGAAGGUGGACUACGUGCUCGCCUACCACUACCGGAAACGCGGGGCGCACCCCGGCCACGCGCUGGCCGUCAUCUCCAAUGGCGAGACGGGCAAGGACCCCCGCGCAGGGGCACCCGGUGACAUUGACCUGGGGCCGCUGGACGCCCUGGAGGAAGAGAGGAAGGAGCUGCGGGAGGAGUUUGAGCACAACCUGAUGGAGGCCGGGCUGGAGCUGGAGAAGGACUUGGAGAGCAAAAGCCAGGGCUCUGUCUUUGUCCGGAUCCACGCCCCGUGGCAGGUGCUGGCCAGAGAGGCAGAAUUCUUGAAGAUCAAAGUUCCCACCAAGAAAAUGUAUGAGAUCAAGUCAGAAGGCAGCAUCGCCAAGACGUUCAACAAGGUUCUGCAGAAGCUGAGCUCGCCCCUGAAGCCCCGAGUCCCUGAGCACACUCACAGCAGGAUGAAGAACCUCUCCUACCCGUUCUCCAGGGAGAAGAUGUACCUGUACAACAUCCAGGACAAGGACACCUUCUUUGAUAACGCCACCCGUAGCCGCAUUGUGCACGAGAUCCUGAAACGCACGACCUGCUCUCGAGCCAACAACACGAUGGGUAUUAACUCUCUGAUAGCAAGUAACGUCUACGAGGCUGCCUACCCCCUGCACGACGGUGAAUAUGACAGUCCAGGGGACGACAUGAAUGACAGAAAGCUGCUGUAUCAAGAAUGGGCACGCUACGGGGUGUUUUACAAGUUUCAACCUAUUGACCUCAUCAGGAAGUAUUUCGGAGAAAAAAUCGGGCUGUAUUUUGCCUGGCUGGGAUUAUAUACGUCCUUCCUCAUCCCAUCAUCUGUAAUUGGGGUGAUUGUGUUUCUUUAUGGAUGUGCGACCAUCGAAGAAGAUAUUCCCAGCAAAGAGAUGUGUGACCAGCAGAACGCCUUCACCAUGUGUCCCCUGUGUGACAAGUCCUGCGAUUACUGGAACCUCAGCUCGGCCUGCGGCACGGCGCGGGCCAGCCACCUGUUUGACAACCCCGCCACCGUCUUCUUCUCCAUCUUCAUGGCUCUGUGGGCCACCAUGUUUCUUGAAAACUGGAAGAGACUGCAGAUGCGCCUGGGCUACUUCUGGGACCUGACCGGUAUAGACGAGGAAGAAGAACGUGCCCAGGAACACUCCCGGCCUGAGUAUGAAACCAAAGUUCGAGAGAAGAUGCUGAAGGAGAGUGACAAGUCCGUGGUCCAGAAGUUGGGAACCAGUACGACUGAGGGUGAGGAUGAGGACGAUGAUGAUAAGCUGACCUGGAGGGAUCGCUUCCCAGGCUACUUGAUGAACUUUGCCUCCAUCUUGUUCAUGAUCGCGCUGACCUUCUCCAUUGUCUUCGGGGUCAUCGUGUACCGCAUCACCACCGCAGCUGCUCUGUCUCUCAACAAGGCCACACGCUCCAAUGUCCGGGUGACGGUGACAGCCACGGCGGUCAUCAUCAACCUCGUGGUCAUCCUCAUCCUGGACGAGAUCUACGGCGCUGUGGCCAAGUGGCUCACCAAAAUCGAGGUUCCAAAAACAGAGCAGACUUUUGAAGAGCGCCUGAUCCUCAAGGCUUUCUUGCUCAAGUUUGUCAAUGCUUACUCACCCAUCUUCUAUGUGGCCUUCUUCAAGGGGAGGUUUGUGGGCAGACCUGGGAGCUACAUUUACGUGUUCGAUGGCUACCGCAUGGAAGAGUGCGCCCCCGGGGGCUGCCUCAUGGAGCUCUGUGUCCAGCUCAGCAUAAUCAUGUUGGGGAAGCAGCUGAUCCAGAACAACAUCUUCGAGAUCGGAGUCCCAAAGCUAAAGAAACUAUUUCGGAAGCUGAAAGAUGAGACAGAGCCCGGAGAAGCUGAUUCUGCCCAUUCAAAGCAUCCGGAGCAGUGGGAUCUGGACUACAGCUUGGAACCGUACACUGGACUGACUCCAGAGUACAUGGAGAUGAUCAUCCAGUUUGGCUUUGUCACCCUCUUUGUGGCCUCCUUCCCUCUGGCGCCCGUGUUUGCCCUCCUCAACAACGUCAUCGAAGUGCGGCUCGAUGCCAAGAAGUUCGUCACGGAGCUGAGGCGGCCAGAUGCCGUGAGAACCAAAGACAUCGGGAUUUGGUUUGACAUCCUGUCCGGAAUCGGCAAGUUCUCUGUUAUCAGCAAUGCCUUUGUCAUCGCCGUCACCUCCGACUUCAUCCCCCGCCUGGUGUACCAGUACUCCUACAGUCACAACGGGACCCUGCACGGCUUUGUCAACCACACCCUCUCCUUUUUCAACGUCAGCCAGCUGAAGGAGGGCACGCAGCCUGAGAACUCGCAGUUUGACCAGGAGGUUCAGUUCUGCAGGUUUAAGGAUUACCGGGAGCCGCCCUGGGCCCCGAACCCGUAUGAGUUUUCCAAACAGUACUGGUCUGUUUUGUCUGCCCGUCUGGCUUUUGUCAUCAUCUUCCAGAACCUGGUGAUGUUCCUGAGUGUCCUCGUGGACUGGAUGAUCCCGGACAUCCCUACCGACAUCAGCGACCAGAUCAAGCGGGAGAAGAGCCUGUUCGUGGACUUCUUCCUGAAGGCGGAGCAUGAGAAGCUCAGGGGCUCUUGA
Molecule: messenger RNA, 2914 nt
Organism: Vicugna pacos (alpaca)
Lineage: Eukaryota; Metazoa; Chordata; Mammalia; Artiodactyla; Camelidae
Source: RefSeq, a predicted model, not a curated record